ACAACAACGAAAAAACAAUUAGUUUGAUCAUAUGAUUCUGGAGUAACAGCAAAAGCCAGCAAACAGCAUAGUCGUAAACGAACAAAACGAUUACCGAUUAUUCAUUCUCGAUCGAUAAUCACAAACCCUAACGCAAUCAAAUUAAUAUAAUCAGAUUCUGCAAAAAUAGGUGCCUGCGUUUCCAAACCCAAGGGGCUUCGAAGAGCCUCUUCAUCGGAAGUGGUGGUUUAUUCCGAACCUCCACCUCCGGCUGAAUCAAAGAGUCUCUUCAAGCCUAAGCCUCGAACUCCUUCUGACAUUGUUCGUAACACUAGAGAUCUUCUUCGUCUUCUCCAAAAUUCUACCGAUAAUAACAAACGGGAUAAUGACAAGUUGAUCGAGUUGUUUAAGAAUUUAAGGGAGCUGAAAACAAUUCUGUAUGGAAAUAGUGAAGCUGAACCAGUUCCUGAAGCUUGUUCACAGUUGACUCAAGAGUUUUUUAACGAUAAUACUUUUCGACUUCUUGUUCAGUGUCUUCCAAAAUUGAAUUUGGAGGCUAGGAAAGAUGCUACUCAAGUUGUUGCUAAUCUACAGAGACAACAGGUUCAAUCCAGGCUGAUUGCAUCCGAUUACUUGGAGAAAAAUAUGGAUAUUAUGGAUAUUUUGAUAUCUAGCUAUGACAACCCAGAGAUGGCUUUGCACUAUGGUACAAUGUUAAGAGAGUGCAUAAGACAUCAGAUUGUUGCAAAAUAUGUUCUGGAAUCACCUGAUAUGAAGAAGUUUUUUGACUACAUUCAACUUCCGAAUUUUGACAUAGCCGCAGAUGCUGCGGCAACUUUUAAGGAACUCAUGACGAGACAUAAAUCUACUGUAGCCGAAUUUCUUUCCAAGAAUUAUGAAUGGUUUUUUGCUGAUUAUAACUCUAAGCUACUGGAAUCUUCCAAUUAUAUUACAAGGCGUCAAGCUGUGAAGUUGUUGGGAGAUAUGUUACUUGAUCGUUCAAAUGCAGCUGUAAUGACAAGAUAUGUCAGCUCCAGAGAAAACUUAAGGAUUUUAAUGAAUCUUUUGAGAGAGUCAAGCAAGAGUAUACAGAUAGAAGCAUUUCAUGUUUUCAAGCUAUUUGUUGCCAACCAAAGGAAACCACCUGAUAUCAUUGGCAUACUUGUUGCGAACAGAAGCAAGCUUCUAAGAUUGUUGGGCGAGUUGAAAAUCGAUAAAGAGGAUGAACAAUUUGAAGCUGACAAAGCUCAAGUUAUGAAGGAAGUUGCUGCUCUUGAACCCAGGGAGUAGGGACCAUCCUUGAGCUCCAUAUCGUGUGAAAUAGCAAGUUGCAUUGCGCCAUUUCAUUUCAUUCGAUUGACUAUUUUUUACAGUUCUUUUUAGUCUUCAUUAAGUUGAGAUUUGUUUCCAUUUUCAUAAUUUUAUUUUGGUUCUGUAAAUUUAGUAGAUUAAUAAAUUGCUAAAAUGAGAUACAUACAGUAGAAAUAUGGCUUUCUUGGUGUUUAGAAAGCUUUACCUUAGCAACUCAGGAUUAUAAAUUGCACCAGGUUAUGCCAAAUUUGACCAUCUACAAAUUGUAGGGUUAAUUUAUUGUUAGUUCUGUA
Trifolium pratense (red clover) is the source of this 1583-nucleotide messenger RNA. RefSeq names its product putative MO25-like protein At5g47540. Gene Ontology annotation, biological process: intracellular signal transduction. NCBI's taxonomy places the organism in Eukaryota, Viridiplantae, Streptophyta, Magnoliopsida, Fabales, Fabaceae. The record is from RefSeq and is a predicted model, not a curated record. Gene Ontology annotation, molecular function: protein serine/threonine kinase activator activity. The coding region runs from base 625 to 1269 and encodes 214 amino acids. The transcript is spliced from 11 exons.